Molecule: messenger RNA, 3974 nt
Organism: Ipomoea nil (Japanese morning glory)
Lineage: Eukaryota; Viridiplantae; Streptophyta; Magnoliopsida; Solanales; Convolvulaceae
Product: disease resistance protein RML1A-like
Exons: 5
Coding region: 235-3606 (1123 amino acids)
Biological process (GO): defense response; signal transduction
Molecular function (GO): protein binding; ADP binding
Source: RefSeq, a predicted model, not a curated record
ACAAACACCUAGAUGAUCUGGAAACUGCGUUGACUGACGCGUCAACGACCGAAGCUUUUCCGUUGUAUCCUCUUGUCCUUCCUCUCACUUUCUUUCAAAUUUGCAAUCGCUUUUAUUAUUUUAUUUUUAUUAUAAUAACUCACGUAUCUCAGCUACAACUAUUUUCUUCAUCUUACAAAAUCCGGCCAAUCUUUAUCAAGGUCAAAGCACUUUGCCACCUUGGAGUUCUGAUCAAUGGUUGCAGUAUCAUCCCACUAUACUUGUCAUGUGUAUUUGAGUUAUCGGGGCACAGACACCUGUUUGGAAUUUAUUGAUCUAUUACAUAGAGAAUUAACACGUUCAGGAUUUCAAACAUUUAAGAAGCACAAUCAACUAGAGAAGGGAAAGAUCUGUGGACAAGAAUGGAGAAAGGCAGUAAAAGACUCAAGAGUUUCUAUAAUCGUUUUCUCAAUAGACUAUGCAUAUUCAAGAAGGUGCCUCGAUGAACUUGUGAACAUUCUUGAGCGGAAAAAAAAUGCGGGUCAUAUGAUUCUUCCUGUGUUCUACAAUGUGGAUCCAUCCCAUGUGAGGAAACAAACAGGAUGCUAUGCAGAUGCAUUUCUUAAAUAUGAAGAGCGGUGUGUGACAGAGAUGGGUCAAAAAAUGGAGUGCAUUGCAAGGGUAAAGAAGUGGAGAGCAUCUCUCAAAGAGGCUGCAGACUUAGCAGGGAUGGUCCUAGAGGAUAGGGAUGAAUUGAAAUUUAUUCAAGACAUUGUUGAGGAAAUCUGGCAUAAGUUAAGCCGUUCUAUUCUAAAUGUUGCCCCUCAUCCAGUUGGAAUGUAUCCUCGUGUAAAGGAAAUUAGUCUUUGGUUAGAAGACAGAUCUUCGAAUUCUCACACUAUGAUGAUAUGUGGAGAGGCGGGAAUUGGUAAAACCACAAUGGCCCGAGCUCUAUUCAAACUACACUGUGAAAGAUUCGAAUAUAGCAACUUUCUGGAAAAUAUCAGUGAGAUUACGAACAAUAGAAAUGGCUUGGUUCAUUUACAGAGACAUCUUUUGAAUAUUCUUGAAGAAGAUACAGUAGAAUUACGUAAUGUUGAUGAAGGAGUUUCAAUAAUCCAAGAAGCUUUACGUUACAAAAGAUUUCUUAUUGUUCUUGAUGAUGUGGAUCAAAUAGACGAACUAAAUGCAGUACUUGGUGGAAGUGAUUGGUUUGCUUCGGGAAGCAAAGUUAUUGUGACAAGUAGAAAUGAAAACUUGCUAAAUCGUGAUGGGACAAAUUCAAUGUAUAAAGUGAAGGGAUUGGACACCCAUGAGUCGCUUAAGCUAUUCUGCUGGCACGCUUUUCGUCAAGAAUAUCCUGUCAAAGGUUACACAGAACAGUCAAAACGACUAGUUCAAUACUGCCGAGGACUCCCCUUAGCGCUCCAAGUUCUAGGAACUUCUCUAUCUGGUGGAAGUGUAGAUUUCUGGGAGAGUAAAUUAGAGGAAUUGGAAAGGCUAUCUAACUGCCACAUCCAUAGAAUCCUUGAAAUGAGUUAUGAAACUCUUCCAGAUGAUCAUGAAAGGAAUUUAUUCCUUGAUAUUGCUUGCUUCUUUGCUGGGAAGGACAAAGAUUAUACGGUCCAAAUUCUCGAUGGAUGUGAUUACUACACUACUGCUGGAAUCCAGAAUCUCAUCGAGAGAUGUCUUGUGGCGAUUACUCCUGAGAACAAGCUAAUCAUGCAUCAGUUGCUACGAGAAACGGGAAAAGACAUUGUCUGCAGAGAAUCCAUCGCCAAUGCUGGGAACCGCAGCAGAAUUUGGGAACACAACGAUUCCCUAAAUGUACUGAGAGAAGAAACUGGAACAGAAUUUGUUGAAGGUCUUGUUCUUAAGUUGGAUGAAUUAAAGGACUAUAACGCAGACAAACUUGGAAUUAGUUCUAAAAGACCUCAUUGCAAUGAUGUAAGUGAUCCAUCAUCAACUUUGGCUUUUGGGGGUAAUUUACCAAAGAGACACUGUCUUGGAUUUUGCUCCUGGAUUCCUGUAAAAUCUGCAUUGGCGACAGCAACAAUAAGAGGAAAUGAAGGAGACCUGACGACCAGAGCCCUUUCGAGGAUGCAUGAUUUAAGAUUGCUUGAGCUCUAUAAUGUGCGGCUUUCUGGAGUCUAUGAUGGAUUCCCGAAGAAGUUAAGGUGGUUGUGCUGGCAUGGAUUUCAGUUAAAUUCCAUGCCUAAUAGUAUACCUCUUGAUAACCUUGUUGUCCUUGAAAUGCAGAAUAGCAGCAUGCAACAAAUAUGGGAAGGAACUAAGUGUCUCAGAUCAUUGAAGGUUCUUGAUGUCAGUCAUUCACAUUUUCUUCUGAAGACCCCUGACUUUUCUGGACUUCCAAGUCUUGAAAAAUUGAUUCUUGAAGAUUGUACAAGUUUGGUUAAAGUCCAUGACUCCAUUGGAGGCCUACACAAACUUUCUGUUUUAAAUCUAAACGGAUGUAGAAGCCUCAGAAAGCUUCCAAAAAGACUUGGAGAAUUAAAAUCUCUCGAGGUUCUUAAACUCUCCAGAUGUUCAGAGCUGGGGUUCGCGAAGUGGACAGAUUCCUUUCGAGUAACAUACUUCUGGAAGUCAGGCAGUGCCAUAUUGGAACUCUUGCAACACAACUUAAGAGUAUUGGAUCUUUCAGACUGCAAUCUGACCGAGAAAACUAUUCCUAAUGAUCUCAGUGUUCUUUCCUCCCUACAAUAUCUAAAUCUGAGUAAAAAUCCAAUGUCUAAACUUCCGGAGAGCAUCCGAAGUCUAACUAUGUUGCUGUGCCUUAUGUUAUCCAGCUGCACAAGGCUUCAAUUGAUACCCAAGCUUCCAUCGCGGUUAAGGAUUUUGGAUGCAAACAGCUGCAGAUCACUUGAAAGAAUAGCAAAUCUUCCGAACUUCUUAAAGUCACUCGACCUGAAAUUGGAGGACUGCAGGAACCUUGUCGAGGUUGAAGGAAUCUUUAUGCUAAAACAUAUUCAAGAAAUGGAUGAAAUGUUCAACAUAUGGAGCCUAUGCGAUAUAAAACCUGAAGCCGAAGGAUCAGCAGUUGGGGUGGAACUGCACAACAGUCUUACAUCUACAACAACUAAAGCCCCUCCCGUUCAGGGACUUUACGAGUUUGGGAUAUUCAGCAUGUUUCUCCCUGGAAGCAAAGUCCCAAGAAAGUUCAACAACAAAAGCAUAGGCCCACCAAUAUCUUUCUCCAUACCAUCAAGCUGUAGUGUGGAGAUGCACGGAUUAAAUAUAUGCGUUGUUUACGAACAAUGCUCGGAAGAAUUGUGUGGUGAAAGUGUUUAUAUUACAGUGAGCAAUAAAAGCAAGGGGAUUAAAUGGAUUUACAGUCCAGUUUUUUCUGCAGUCACGGGACCAAGAAACACAGUGGUAUGGUUAAGCCACUGGAAGUUUGGGAAUCAGAUGGAAAGAGGGGAUGAAGUUAUUGUUUCACUUAGUGUGAAGUGUGUGGUAAGGGAAUUUGGAGUUGAAGUGUCAUACACUGAGAGUGAAGAGAAAUGGAUACAAAAAUAUUACUCCUCUCAUCUUCACCAUGCAGUUGAUGGGGAUUUGUCUGUGUUUGAGAUGAACCCAGAUGUGUAUCUCCUCUCCCUGAAAUCCUGAAUUCUCAACUAUUUUAAACCAGGUUGCACAAGUUUCUGAACUGAGAAUGGAGAAAAAUGUCUAGCUUGUAUAAGUUGAAUGCAACUCUACAUACAUCUAUCACACACUGUCACUUUUGGAACUAGUUGUAAAAACAAUUCUCUUGUCACUGCAUUCCUUACUAAAUAAGGUUUUAUCUCAUGGGGCCGGAUCGAAAUUCAAUGUAAUGAUCAAUGGCGGAGCUACGGAAGAGCUUCCAAAUUUUUUAUUAUUUUUUUUAAUAAUAGGAAAAAUGACAUAUUUAGUCCCUGAGUUAUACUCGUUUGGUUCUUGAGGAUGUUUGGAUGUAAUGAAUGCAACUGGCUUUUGUAUUGAAAGUUAGUUUAACA